CCUGGACGCGCCAGUACCAUACCUAUCGCAAGACCACCGUAUGGUUUGCGGGGCAGUCUGACUGCAGCAGAGUCCCGCCUCGAUGCACGCACUGUCUGCGCGGCGCAACUCGCUGUGUCUGUUCUGCGCAUUCGCGACCCGACAGGCGCAGCCGCAGCGCCUCCUGCCCCGGAUCCAGGUCGCGCAUAGAUCUGGCGGCAACAGUGGCAGCAAAUCAGGCAAAUCAGACAAAUCAGGCAGGCCGUACAAGACGGCCACCUUCAACCCUCUCGUCAGGGGCAGAAGCAAUCCUGCCAACCGCCCUCCAGCCGACUUCAUCCGUUCCAUCGUCGACGACAAGCUCCGGGCGCUCAGGGCCGAAUUCACCGAGCCAUCUUUCCUCGACAGCCUGCAGCUCAACCAGGAGCAAUUCAACGAUGAAUGGCAGCGAUUCGAGAGCUCGAUCGGCGCGUGGGUGAAGCAGGGGAGUCGGGAGCUGAUCGACCUGGCCCAACAAGCAUCACGGAGAAAGAAGACACUCGAGACGCGCUUACGAUACCUGUUCUACGCGCAGACAUGCAAUGGACGCUUCACAAACGCCGAGUUGGAGAACCAGAAACAGGUGGCAGACCUGCGCUAUCCCGCCGAAUGGUACCCCGCCACGCGAGAAGUCCCUCGAGUUGUCCACAUGCACGUCGGUCCCACCAACUCCGGCAAGACCUAUCAUGCUCUCCAGCGCCUCGAAGCCGCAAAAUCGGGCAUUUACCUCGGUCCGCUGCGACUGCUCGCACACGAAGUCUUCACACGAUUGAACGCGAAAGGCAAAUCAUGCGCGCUGGUAACUGGCGAGGAGCAGCGACUGCCAGAGGGAGGUGCACCUCUCAUGUACAGCUGUACUGUCGAGAUGGCGCCUCUCAAUACCAAAUUCGACGUGGCCGUCAUCGACGAAAUUCAAAUGAUCAAUCACCCAGAGCGAGGCUGGGCAUGGACACAAGCCUUCCUGGGGCUGCAGGCAAGAGAGAUACAUGUUUGUGGCGAAGCGAGGACGGUCAACAUUAUGCGCGAGCUGUGCGCGCUCGUCGGUGACGAAGUGCACGUUCACGAAUAUAAGCGCCUGACACCUCUCCAAGUUCAACCUCGUAGCUUGGACGGCAAGUUGAACCGGUUGGAGAAGGGUGAUUGCCUAGUCGCUUUCACCGUAGUAGGCAUCCAUGCGUUACGGCGAGAGAUCGAGAAGAAUACAGGCAAGAAGUGCGCCAUUGUCUACGGAAGUCUGCCACCAGAGACGAGAGCAAUGCAAGCUAGGCUGUUCAACGACCCAGACAACGACUACGACUAUCUCGUUGCUAGUGACGCUAUUGGUAUGGGUCUGAAUUUGGCCAUCAAGCGUGUGAUCUUCGAGUCUACCAUGAAAAGCGACGGUACCAAGUACGUGCCUCUGCAGCUCUCAGAGGUCAAGCAGAUCGCUGGCCGUGCCGGUCGCUACAGGACUGCUGCCGACGCGGUGAGCGACAACACGCCUAAGACGGAUGGUGAGAAAAAGGCUGUAGCGCGGAAAGAAAACACCGUGGGGUGGUGCACAACGCUUGAACAAUUGGAUCUCGAAUUCCUCAAGGAUGCUAUGAACCAGGAGCCAGAACCAAUCAAAACAGCUGGUCUGUUUCCUCCCUCGCUCAUCGUUGAGCGCUUCGCCAGCUAUUUCCCGCCAGGAACGCCGUUCAGUUAUAUCCUCCUUCGUCUCCAUGAGAUCUCCGAGAUUCACCCACGCUUUCACCUCUGUGGUCUGAAGGAGCAGCUCACAAUUGCAGACGCAAUCCACACGGUCAAAGGCUUGAGCAUCCAGGAUCGCAUUAUGAUCACGUCUGCUCCUUGCAGUAUGCGCGAUGUAGACCAGAAAAAGUUUCUGCGCACCCUCGCAGAAUGCAUCGCAGAAGGGAGAUCCGCAAACCUGCUAGAGCUUCCAAACUUGCCUUUGGACGCUAUGGACGAACCCGCUCGAGGCGACCGAAGCUACCUGUACUCGCUAGAACAGCUUCACAAGAUGGUUGUCCUCUACCUCUGGCUCAGCUACCGUUUCCCCAACGUGUUGACCACACGGCCUCUCGCAAUAUACACUAAGAAGUUGCUCGAGGACCAGAUUGAGAACACGCUCACACAGUUCUCGCACACAGAGCUCAGGAAGCAACAGAAGGAGAAGCGCGAGCGUGCUAGGUUGCAGAGGAGUACGGAGGCUGCGACGGCUGCGAAGGCGAUUGAAGCAGAACUUCCUCCACCUGGCAUGCCUGAGGAGGUGAAGGACAUGGUCAACGAUAAGACGGCUUUCGAGGAUGCGCCACCGGCAACGGAUGAUCGCAACGAAUACCCUGACGAGCCUGUUGAUGAGUCCGAAAAGACGGACAAGCUCGAUCCCAUCCCGGAGGAGCAUCACGCUGAGCAGCGGAAGUCAGCGAACCUGUAGAAUUGUAAUUGUAGAGAACGCGUGCGGCAUGGAAGCGCUGGCUUGGCGUUGCAUAGCUCCUGGAUGGAAGCUACACUGUGCACUACUCGAUAUAUCACUGGCUUCAUAGAUGUAACAACACUGUAAAUAGACAGGUCUCAAGGGACUCGAAACACCGCCUCGAAUCGCGCGAGUCGGCAACCCUCAACCUCAGAUCUUAUCAGUAGUGACGUCUGAGGCGGCGGAGCUUGAGGGCCACUUUAGCGCCU
This is a messenger RNA of Didymella exigua CBS 183.55, 2685 nucleotides long. Its product is annotated as ATP-dependent RNA helicase SUV3 mitochondrial precursor. NCBI's taxonomy places the organism in Eukaryota, Fungi, Ascomycota, Dothideomycetes, Pleosporales, Didymellaceae. Bases 83 to 2437 code for a protein of 784 amino acids. Gene Ontology annotation, biological process: mitochondrial RNA 3'-end processing; RNA catabolic process. The record is from RefSeq and is a predicted model, not a curated record. The transcript is spliced from 2 exons. Gene Ontology annotation, cellular component: mitochondrial degradosome. Gene Ontology annotation, molecular function: hydrolase activity, acting on acid anhydrides; RNA helicase activity; ATP binding.